AUGAUCAAGGGAAAUUGCUACUGGAUCUUGUUUAUACUGAUGUAUUUAGAAGGAUCAAAUUUCAUUAAUUGUCUUCAUGUAGAUACAUGUUUCACAUCGAACUCGUGUGGUCUUGAAACUAUCACAUGUCCAACAGGAACAGUGAUUGUACCGGAGAUAAAUUACCUGUUCAAGAAGGCCACACCAAAUACAUGUCCAGGACCUGCUGGUGAUUGUGACCAUGUUUGUUGUACGUUUGAUUCAGUUGAUAGCGAUGAAGACACAAAUUUGGAGGUUCCAGAUAUAAAUGCUAUAUUGCAAUAUGUGGUAAAUUGUUUAAAACAGGAAUCGUGUAACGUACAGGCGCCGUUUGACAAUACCAAGGAUUUCGAUUAUGUGCUUUAUCCAUAUUCCUGUUUGGAGACAUCCAAGGUAGUGGAAAUUGUAGACAAUACUGCUACGGAAACGUUUAAUGGUGAUGUAUCCGUAUUCUAUUCUGGUGCCACCGAGGCUACACCUGGUACAAACUGCUCAUGUCAAGUUACCAGUACAUCUCAAAUGACCAUCGUAUCAAUAUACGUAUAUCUAGACGAACUAACAUGCCCUCAAGUCAAGUUAACUACAGAUGGUGGUGUCAAUAUUGUUUCUUGUGAUGCCACUGGAUACCUAUCUUUGGAAGAUGAUUACGAUCCGGGAAAUCAAUUUUAUUUGGAACUAAGCAGUUUAAAUGCGACUGAAUUCAACGUUAUUUGGAUCAAAUUUAAAACUGAUCCUGCAGCAGACAUCAACGUACAAUGCAACGGAUGUAGUCGAUCAUCAACUGUAGCUCCACCUGAAGCUGAUGUACCGUCGGUUGUUGCUACUUGCUAUACGGAUUCAGGAUCUUGUUCAACAGUUUCUAUCGAAUGUACUACUGGCAAUGUUAUAGCACCAUCAGUACAUUACUUAGUGAAAAAACAAACACCAAAUUCUUGUCCCGCACCAGCUGAAGAUUGCAGUAAUGUUUGUUGUACAUUCGACGAAGCAGAUUUCAACGAUGUCAAUAAUGAAUUGGCGGAUGAUAUAUUAAGUUACGUAUCUGAAUGUUUAAAGCAGGACUCGUGCCUUUUUCAAUCCACAUACGACGCAACCUUGUCGUUCGAUUACAAUGCUUAUUUAUAUUAUUGUAUACCAGAGACAAGCAUCGUAAAGAUGAGCGAUAAUAUUGCUACUACGACCUUUACUGGAGAAGUAUCUAUAUACUAUGCUGCAGAAGAAUUACCAUUUCCUGGUAACAACUGUUCAUGUGUCGUCACAAGUGCUACAAGCAUGACCAUUAAAUCAUAUUACGCCUUUUUGGAUUUGUCCUCAUGUCCAAAGGUGAUUGCUACAAUAUCUGGUACAGCUCUAUACACGUGUGCUGCAGAAGGAUAUUUGUCAUUCGAAGAAGAGUUUGGAACAACUAAUCAACUAUACAUCGAGAUUCAAAACAAUGCGAAUGCUGCUACAAAUAAUGUAAUGUGGCUUAGUGCUUCGACAGGUACUGGUGAUGACAUCAGCGUUAGUUGCUCUGGUUGUGAAAAUACACCUCCAACUUCAUCGACUGCAACAACAACGACUACACCGACAUCAUCUACUUCGACAGCUACAUCGGCAGCAACUACUCAAAUAACCUCGACAACAACUAAUCCUUCAACAACCGAAACCGGAACAACUACAUUAACUACUACUUCUUCAUCCACAAAUACAUCUCCCACUUCAUCACAAGAAUCCGCAGCAUCUACUAGUAACGCUGAUACAGAUAACUCAACAGCAUCUAAUACGACAAACCUCCCAAUAAAUUCUGGAGAUGGCACAGGAAGAGAGGUCUCAGAUAGUUCCACUGGUUUGAUAAUUGGAGUAAGUGCUACACUUGGUGCUCUCGUUUUGGGAGUAACUGUAACUCACGGAAUUCUUUAUCUUAUUCAUAAGCAUAAGAAUGCAAAGGUUUCACCAUAA
This is a messenger RNA of Lottia gigantea (owl limpet), 1956 nucleotides long. RefSeq lists its product as hypothetical. The coding region runs from base 1 to 1956 and encodes 651 amino acids. NCBI's taxonomy places the organism in Eukaryota, Metazoa, Mollusca, Gastropoda, Lottiidae. The transcript is spliced from 10 exons. The record is from RefSeq and is a predicted model, not a curated record.